AUCCUCCUCCUCCCAUACCCCCCCACCUCCAUCUUCUCUUUUCUCCUCCUCCUCCUCCUUCUUCUCCUCCUCGCCUAUGGCUGUAGAUCUGGUGGGCCUUCCACGGAAGAUGGAAGAACAGAUGGCUAUUCAAGAGGCUGCUUCGGCUGGAUUGAAGAGCAUGGAACACCUUGUUCGUCUUCUUAAUUCUUCCCAAUCUUCCGUUUCUGAUAAUAAUCCCCAGCGCCUUGACUGUACCCACCUCACCGACAUGACCGUUUCCAAGUUCAAGCAAGUCAUCAAUUUACUGAAUCGCACCGGCCACGCCCGCUUCCGUCGUGCUCCUUCCAAUAAUCCUAACCCCCGUUCCUCGUCUUCUUCGCCUUCUGCUGCUCCUGCUCUUCCUAAUCCGUCUCAGUCGAACCACCUCGCUCUGAAUUCGGCUCAGUCAUCUCACUCUCAGGGUUUGACCCUUGAUUUUGCCAAGCCCUGUAAGGUCAAGACGGCGCCGCUUAAACCUUCCACCGAGUUAUCCGGGUCUCGGUACUCUAAGGACACCUUUAGUAUCUCCCCUCCCAUGUCCACCACGAGCUCCUCCUUCAUGUCUUCUAUCACCGGAGACGGCAGCGUUUCCGAUGGGAAAAUAGGCCCCUCGCUAUUUCCUCCACCUGCUCCCGUCUCCGCUGGUAAACCUCCUCUCUCCUCGUCUCACCGUAAAAGGUGUCAUGAUUCCGCCUUUCAUGAGAAAACUUCCUCCUCCGGUCACUGUCAUUGCUCUAAGAGAAGAAAAUCGCGAGUCAAAAAGACAAUUCGUGUGCCGGCCAUAAGUUCGAAGAUCGCUGAUAUUCCGCCGGACGAGUAUUCUUGGAGAAAGUAUGGACAGAAACCGAUCAAGGGCUCACCUUACCCUCGGGGAUAUUAUAAGUGUAGCACCGUGAGAGGAUGUCCGGCGAGGAAGCAUGUGGAACGAGCUCAAGACGAUCCUAAAAUGCUUCUCGUAACAUAUGAAGGAGAGCACCGUCAUGCUCUGGAAGCGCGUGCGGCGGAGUGCGGUGGUGCAGGCAUCGGUCUUAGCCUUCAAGCCAGCUGAAAAACGGCACCGGUUCGAAGAAUGCGCCGCCCCACCGACAAGGCACGGGACGUUUGAGCGAAACCCUGGCGGAAAGAAGAAACGUUUUGCCUUGUAACUUGUGGACCAGAAGACGGAGUCGUCCUAGAGUCGAUAAGGUUUUUUUGGUUUUGUGUAAAUUUGACCAAAAACAGGAAGGAUGAAAAAUGGAAUACAAAUAUUAUAUCUUCUUUCUCUUU
Neltuma alba is the source of this 1287-nucleotide messenger RNA. RefSeq names its product probable WRKY transcription factor 17. Gene Ontology annotation, molecular function: DNA-binding transcription factor activity; sequence-specific DNA binding. The transcript is spliced from 3 exons. The record is from RefSeq and is a predicted model, not a curated record. The coding region runs from base 77 to 1069 and encodes 330 amino acids. Lineage: Eukaryota; Viridiplantae; Streptophyta; Magnoliopsida; Fabales; Fabaceae. Gene Ontology annotation, biological process: regulation of DNA-templated transcription.